This is a messenger RNA of Anopheles moucheti, 1854 nucleotides long. Its product is annotated as SET and MYND domain-containing protein 4-like. The record is from RefSeq and is a predicted model, not a curated record. NCBI's taxonomy places the organism in Eukaryota, Metazoa, Arthropoda, Insecta, Diptera, Culicidae. Gene Ontology annotation, molecular function: protein binding. The coding region runs from base 1 to 1854 and encodes 617 amino acids. The transcript has 3 exons.
AUGUCUCGAACGUACAACCCAAACCAGCGUACAGCAGUUGAAUUGUUUGAUGAAUUGUGGGAGACGACGAUAAAGUCAAGUAUAAUACCGGAAGGAAAAAGGCAAUUAGCUAACGAUGAAUUAGUUGAGUUUAUCAUUGGUAAAAUUAAGAGCUUUAUGCACCAUUUUCCGUAUCGCUCCCUAUUUCAUUUGAGCGCCGAUGUGAAAAAUAACGCGAAAGCCAUUGCGUUGCGUAAGAAAGGAAACGAUUUCUUCCAUCCGACACGUUUUGAAAACUACUUCUUAGUUCUUACAUAUUACAACGAAAGCAUCGUGUGCGCUGAAAAAUAUUCAGAGGAGAGAGCGAUAGCGUACGCUAAUCGGUCAUUGGUGUGCCUUCAGCUUGAGCGAUACGCGGAUUGUUUGGAGAAUAUUCGUCUGGCACGGGAGUCAAACUGCCCGGAGCGACUUGUGGAAAAGCUGAACAGACGCGAAGCAAUGGCGAAGGAGGGUUUGUUGAAACCAAACUCGGCCACGGUUAUCCCUGGCGAACAGGCAGAAGAGCUUAAACUAAGCUACAACUGUCAUCCGAAGAUACCCCAAAUGGUGGAAUGUUUGGAGGUGCGUCGUAAUGCAGAGUACGGACGCCAUGUGGUGACUAAUCGGAAGUUGAAAGCUGGAGAUGUCGUGAUCAUCGAGAAACCAUUCGCAACCAUGCUGCACGAAGACUUCCGAUAUUUGCGAUGUGCCAAUUGUCACGAUAGUAACCUACUGACUCUCAUUCCGUGUGAAGGCUGUUCCUUCACAAUGUACUGCUCGGAGGAAUGUUUGAGUAAAGCGCACCAACAGUACCAUCGGUAUGAAUGUGGAAUCCUUCAUGAAUUAUGGCAAAUUGCGGGUGAUACGCGUUUUGGUAUGGCAGGAUUACGAACUGUUGCAACGGCCAUUGCCCUGUUUGAUCACGAUUUGGAUGCGAUGAAGGAGCACCUGGACCGUCUGGACGAAUCGAAGGUGAACGCGUUUACGAUGGAUUGGACAACAGCUACGCCAAAAGAUGUAUACAACACGGUACAUGUGCUGUCAACCAAUCAAGCACUCCGUAGUCGUAAAGAGCUAUGUCUGCAUGUUUUCAUAGCCUCCAUCAUACAUCAGCUAAUGUUGGAACGCACCGAGCUGGGAGCGAUGUGCGCAACGAGCGCUGAAAAAACCCGGCUGUUGUUUGAUUUAAUUCUGCGCCAUUGGCAAGUUGCACAAGUCAACAGCAUUUCCUUAACCAGUUUGGAUUCCAAUAGUUUUGAGAUCACCUUGAAAAGGCAUGGCAGGGCACUUUGGCCAUUGUUAAGUAUGCUCAAUCAUUCUUGUGUACCGAACGUGUUUCGCAUUGCUCUCGAAGAUGGACGCUGUGCCGUUAUAGCCAUCAACCCAAUAGCAGCAGGAGAGCAACUCUUCGAUUCUUACGACUUAAACGCAAACGAAUGCCGCCGUACGUCUGCUAGAUUGUAUUGCAUGAAGAGGACAUACCACUUUAUCUGUCGAUGCGAUGCAUGUGAGCUGGAUCUGGAUGACUACAGUUGCCUAAAAGAAGAAGAUGAGAAUAUCUCUAGCAGUCUUGGAAGGAUUAAAACAAUAUCAGGAAGAUACAAGCUGAUCGAGCUGGAGUUCGCUAUGAAGGAGGAUCGAGAAUCAUUUGAACAGAAGCUUUCUCAUCAGACGGCCUUUUACGAUGGAUUGUUGGGGGCCUUGAAUCAGCCCAGCGAAACGUUAGGCCAGAAUCUUACGGUGUUGCAAACUCCGACGAGUCAAAUACUCUCGCAGCCGGUGGAUUGCUCCAAUCACGUGAAGGGAGAUCCAAAUGAUAACACUGAAAAAGUGUAA